CGCUGACAAUAAAGACGUUUCUAAGCACCCGCCUCCCUGGAGCCCCUCCCAGACCACACCCUGGGCCAGGGGCUGCAGACGGGGUGGCCUGGCCAGCGGCCAGCAGGCUCCUCAGUGGAGGUGGGAGCCUGCAGCCCCCAGGAGUGGACUCAUGGCCCAGCACCUCAGGCGGGGGUCAGGGCCAGAGCCUCACCCACGCCCACGGCAGGGUCCGACACAGGCAGAUUGCCUGCUCAUGCUGGCCUACAAGGACAAGUCUGACCGUGCCAAGGGCCUCCGGGAGCGCAGCAGCCUGACCCUGGAGGACAUCUGUGGCCUGGAGCCUGGCCUGCCCUACGAGGGUCUGGUCCACACACUGGCCAUCGUCUGCCUGUCCCAGGCCGUCAUGCUGGGCUUCGACAGCCGCCAGGCCAUGUGUGCCUGGGACGCCCGCAUCCGCUAUGCGCUCGGCGAGGUGCACAGGUUCCAUGUGACGGUGGCUCCCGGCACCAAGCUGGAGAGUGGCCCGGCCACCCUCCACCUCUGCAACGACAUCCUGGUCCUGGCCAGGGACAUCCCUCCGGCCGUCACGGGGCAGUGGAAGCUGUCCGACCUCCGGCGCUACGGGGCCGUGCCCAACGGAUUCAUCUUCGAAGGCGGGACCAGGUGUGGCUACUGGGCCGGAGUCUUCUUCUUGUCUUCCACCGAGGGGGAGCAGAUCAGCUUCCUGUUUGACUGCAUCGUUCGAGGCAUCUCCCCAACCAAGGGCCCCUUUGGGCUGCGGCCAGCCCUCCCAGACCCCAGCCCCGGGGGUUCCUCGACCUUGGAGGAGCGAGUGGCCCAGGAAGCCCUAGGAGCCCUGCAGCUGGAGAAGCGGCUCAGCAUGCUCUCGCACUCCGGCAGGCCAGGCAGCGGAGGGGACGACCACAGCCUCUCCAGCUCCUCCUCCGAGGCCAGCCACUCGGACACCAGCGCCAGCAGCAGGCUCACCGCGUGGCCGGAGCCGUCCUUGUCCUCGGCAGCCACGUCGCAGGAGGGGCUGGGGCUGGCGGCCGCCCAGGCCCCAGGGGAGGCCGCGCUGGGCGCCUCGAGGCUGCCCGCCAAGCCGCUGCGCCCCCGGCAGCUGCAGGAGGUCGGCCGCCAGAGCUCCUCGGACAGCGGCAUCGCCACGGGCAGCCACUCCUCCUACUCGGGCAGCUUCUCGUCCUAUGCGGACAGCAGCCUGGACGUGUGGCGGGCGGGCGGCGACGAGUUCGGCUCGCUGCUCAGCCUGCCGCCACCGGCUGGGGUACCUGAGCCCAGCCUGUGUGCCUGCCCGCCUGGGGUGGCCGAGUACCAGGUGCCCACCUCGCUGCGGCACCACUACGACACGCCCCGCAGCCUGCGCCAGGCCCCCCGGGACCAGAGCGCGGCCUCGCAGGCUGGCCCUGACCAUGGUGCUGCCACGGACUCGGGCAGCCAGACAUCGGCCGGGUGUCCUUCUGGCUGGCUGGGCACAAGAAGGCGGGGACAGGCGACAGAGGUCCUCGGCAGUGAGGCCACACUGCCCAGCCCAGCCCCCAGCGAGCCCUGGGAAGCAGGCGGGCCCCACCCUGGGCCGCCUCCGGCUUUCUUUUCGGCAUGUCCAGUCUGUGGAGGACUCAAGGGAGCAGCUGCUUCGCCCCCUGGACCCAUGAUGACCCACCCAGGAUGGCUGGGGCCCACGGCAGCUGAGGGCCCAGGGCUGGACGGACAGCGCAGCAGCGCGCCUGCCUACGUGAACAUCCCGGUCAGCCCCUCCUCCAGUCGCCAGCUGCACUACAUGGGCCUGGAGCUCCAGGAGGCCGGCGUGGGCGUCCGAGGGGCCGGCACCGCCCACUACGCACAGAUCGACAUUGCGGCCACAGAGACGGCGCAUCGGGUGGGGGCCCAGCACGCGCAGACCCGGGAGGAGCGGCUGUCGGAGCUGGAGCAGCGGAGGAAAGGGGCCCAGCCGUGAGGCCCCUGACCUGCACAGCUGGACUGUCUGGCCCUGGCCUCUGUGGUGGUCUCCACCACAUCCUCUGCUGGCCUGGCGUCGAGGGUGACUCCUAACCACCCAGCUGCGGGAGGGCACGACUGGUCUCGUGCCCCGGCGGCGGGAGGACUCUGGGCCCACGCUGGUUCAUUCCGGUUCUCUACUCCUGUCGGGGUCUCCCACCCCACUGGUGCCCAGGGCUGACCCUUUCUUCGGCCUGAUCACGUCUCCCUGGACCACAGGCCUCCGAGGCAGCGUUAGGCACCUGACACAGCACCUCUGGCAUCUGGGGCUGAGUCGCCAGGGUGAAUUUGAGAGCGGUUUCCACGGCCUGGGAUGAAACUGUCCCCCCCCUCCUGUGUGUGACCACCCAGGUGACAGCUGUGUCCUUGCAAAAGGCAUGUCUUUAGAUAGGGCAGGCAACUCCUGAGGCCUGGGCUGGGACACCACAGCCUCCCCACAGUGUGGCCUCCAAGCCCCCCUGGGGCUCCCCCUGCUGGGUCACAGUGCCCCGUUCCUUGGGUUGGAGGCCACAGCAAGGACAGGCUGUCCCGCCGGUCAGCCACCAGUGACUCUGCUGUGCAGAACCGUGGCUUACCUGAGUCCCGCUUCUCAGGACUCAGGGAGUCACAUGAAGUGCAAACCGCCCCUGUUCUGUGUUUAACGUGUGUGAUCCCCUGCAGGGGUGCAGACGCACCUGCGCUUUCUGCCUCUGGACUGGGUCCGGCUGGUGUCUCAGUGCUGGGCCUGAGGCUGGGGGUCCUGGGGGCAGAUGGAGUGCCGCCCUUGCUGGAGCUAGGUCAGGGUCUCCAUGUGGGAACUUCUUCCAGAUGCAUUGGCCUUGGGGGAGCCUGUGGCAGUUCUGUGACUCGGACAAUGGAUGGGAGGUUUCCGGGGUGGUGGGUUUCCUUCAUGCCCCAGCCUGGGCUGAGGAAGGCUGGCGUUGGGGGCCGGGGGCUCUCCUAGGCUCCAGCUGCAGACCAUCUUGGCUGUUUCUUCUUCCAUCUCCCUCCCCCACCCCAGGAGCCCAAGGGUCCAGAGGGUCCAUGCUUAGCUGCUGAUGGGGAUCAAAGGAGACUGGUGCUACUCUUCUUUUGGGGUCCCUGGUGUUGGAAGGUUCCAGAACACCUGCCCUCCUUGCUCUGCUGGCCCCACAUGUCCCAUGAGCUGACAGGCUGAUCAAGUGUGACUGCGUGGAAACCCAGGAGAGGGAGCAGCUCGACUCUGAGCCCGCUGGGGGUGGGGGCAGAGGCCCCCAUGGGAGGACAGGCUCUGGCUGCCCCACCAGACCAAGAUGGAACAGGUGUCCAGCCUAGCCUAGAAGAUCCCCUCUUGCCCCCUUCCCAGAUUUUCUUCCAAGCCAAAAGUGUGGUCACCGCCAGUCCCAGUGGUGUCCAGGCCCUCCAUGCGAACCCCUGCUUGUCUGGGGCUGGUUGGAGCUGCCUCCUGGUCCACAGUGGUUUGGUGGGUCACUGAACGUUGGGCAUUUGCUUUAAAGUUGUUGACUUUCACCCUUCAAGGCAAGGCACCAGCCCUGAUACUCCUGGACUUAGCCAGCAGGGAGGGCAGGUGCAGGCACAGGCAGGGCCCCGUGAACCUCUGGGCUGAGCUGGGGCCUGCGCCAGGGGGUCUGCGUGCACCUGGCCUCAGCACCCAGUCCUCCCAUGGCACAGGCUCCAGAGAGACCAGGCCUGGGUCUGCAGCCUUAGGAGGGACCUAGGGAAGGAAGAUGAGGAUAAGGUGACACAGAGGGACAUAGCACAGGAGGCAAUGUGGAAGGGCAGCUAAGUGGGCAUCACUGUCAGACAGGCGUCUGGCAAAGCCCAGGGGCCAGAGAAACAUCUUUCAGCCCAGGACCAGGAGCCCAUCAGUGACUCCUUCCCAGGACCAGAACAAAGGCCAGGGCCCUGAGACUUUACGGUCACCUAGUAGCCCUGGCACCACCUCCUCUUGGCUACCAGAACUUUGCAGAGAGGACCCUGAGGUCAGGCUCCAGACGCCACCCAGCUCUGAAGGGAGGUCAGGCAUUUGGCCAACUGGCUCUGGCCUCAAGCGGCCAUCCUGGUUGGCAGAACUCCCAGGACCCCGAAGGCUGCCUGGGCUGGAGGCCAUCCUCCCCUGCACAGCUCAGCCUCACGGGGGAGUCCCUGCUGGAGGCCUUGUGUGCCCGGACCUCCCUGUGGCACCUUGGCCAGGUGGUCGAGCCUGCCCCCUGGUACAGGUACAGAGGGUAGGCGGCCCACACUGCAGACACCAGGCCUGGUUGGAACCUCUCUUACCUGACCCCUUGGGCAGCACAGAAACUGGCUUCCUGCUCCUUUCUAAGUAGGAACCUGAGGCUCUGGGCAGCCAAGGCCGCAGGGCUGAGGAGCUGGCACGUGCUGCCUGUAGGAAUGGCCAGGAAGGGCUGCAGAGCGUGGUCAAGACCCUGGGAGGGGA
Messenger RNA from Sciurus carolinensis (gray squirrel), 4414 nucleotides. It is a transcript of the gene Dok7, whose product is annotated as docking protein 7. The record is from RefSeq and is a predicted model, not a curated record. Bases 152 to 1957 code for a protein of 601 amino acids. Gene Ontology annotation, biological process: neuromuscular junction development; positive regulation of protein tyrosine kinase activity. Lineage: Eukaryota; Metazoa; Chordata; Mammalia; Rodentia; Sciuridae. Gene Ontology annotation, molecular function: protein kinase binding. The transcript is spliced from 9 exons.